Molecule: messenger RNA, 1281 nt
Organism: Micromonas commoda
Lineage: Eukaryota; Viridiplantae; Chlorophyta; Mamiellophyceae; Mamiellales; Mamiellaceae
Exons: 1
Coding region: 1-1281 (426 amino acids)
Molecular function (GO): metal ion binding
Source: RefSeq, a predicted model, not a curated record
AUGUCUCGCGAGGGGGAGGCGCCGGAUCCCCCCGGGCCACUCCCGGCGACCCCCGCGCUGUGCCGCCACUGGGCGAGGAGGGGACGGUGCGACUACGGCGACGGAUGCAGGUUCCGGCACGAACGCGUCCCGGGCGACGACGCCGACGCCGACGACCCGCGCGUCUCCGCCAUGGACGGCCGACGCGAGGGUGCCACGCGGUUCGGUCGCAGGCACCACGCGCGGAACAGGAACAAGGCGGGCGACUUCCGACGAUGGCUGGUGGCGACGUUCGGGUUCGAGACGCUCGCGUCGGGCGCGGGGGUCCUGGACGUGGCGGGAGGCAAGGGCGAGCUCGCGUUCGAGCUGCGCAACCUCAGCGGCAUCCCGGUGACGGUGGUGGAUCCUCGGCCGAUGCGGCUGGAACGAUACGUGCGACGGUUCAGGUCGGGGAUGUACCACAGGAACCAAUCGCCCGCGGCGGCGAAGCUGCGCAGGCCCCUCGAUUCGACCCUCGCCGCACCCGAUCACCUCCGGAUGUUCCUGCACCGAGGCGUGUUCGACCCGGCGCGAUCGGACGGGGAGAGGCGUUUGGCAGCCAUCGAGUCUCACCGGUUGAGUCACGCCACGAGGUGGUCGCGCCGGGGGCUCGUGGACGGGGAGUCGGCACCCGGGGACGGGGACGGGGACGGGGAGUCGGCACCCGGGGACGGGGUUCGGGACGGCGCGAACCUCGACGAGGCGUACAGGAUACCCGGCGAGCCCGUGCGACACGCGACGAUGUUCUCCGAGAUCCCGCGUCGCCGAGAUCCCGACGCUGAUGACGUGGAAUCUGACGUGUAUGCUGAUGUGGAAGCUGACGUGGAAGCUGACGUGGACGAUCCCGACGCCGCGGCGAUGACACCCGUCGCGAUGGACGCGUCCGCGACGGCGGACGCGUGCGAGCGCGUCUUCCGCGACUGCUCCGUCGUCGUCGGGUUACACCCCGAUCAGGCCACGGACGCGGCGGUGGACCUGGCGCUCGCGUUCGGUAAACCCUUCGCGGUGGUGCCGUGCUGCACGUACAGCAGGGAUUUCCCGCACAGGCGCUUGCCCCCUGGGCCCGGUCGGCCGCGGGGCGGCGGCGCGGUGACGACGCACGCGCACCUCGUGGAGUACCUGCUCGCCAAGGCGGCUCCGGGGACGACGAUCGAGCGAGACGAGUUGCCGUUCGAGGGGAAGAACGUGGUGGUGUACUCGCUCGGCGACGGGGGGUCGGAGCUGUUGUGCCGCGCGGUGGACGGGCUCGGGGUUGGCGAGUGA